AUGCUGGAGGAAGAAGUUGACAGUGUUGUAUUGUCUAAUCAACCUUCAAACAUGGAUGUUAGCCUAUGUAUGCGAAUUGAACAAUCAGCUCCUACUGAUUCAAGUGACCAUAACCAUAAAUCUGCACAAUCGACGAUAUCCAGUCAGUUGAAUGCUGGUACUGCUGUCAAGAAAAAAGUAGACAAACGGAUGAUGAAAACACAAAACACUGGAGACAAUGAUGAUAAUAAUGACGAUGAACCUAGAGAUUCAGAUGAUUACUGUUGGAUAUGUCAUAAGCCUGGUGAGAUGAUUAUAUGUAGUUAUUGUCCAAGAGUGUAUCAUCCCAUCUGUCUGUGUAUGACACAAUUUCCAGAUAUUUGGCUUUGUCCUGAAUGUGAGGAUGUCACCGUGGCUGAAUGCUCAUUGCAUCAACCGAAAUUAUGGAGUGACAUCACUCAAGACCAAUUGAAGUGUAUGCUGUUUUUCCUGCUUGAUCGGUUAUCCCGAAAUUGUUGGGCUGAACAUUUUCGAGAACCUGUCGACACAACAGUUGUUGAAGGUUAUAAGGAAAUGAUCGCAUAUCCUAUGGAUUUAAGCACUUUGUAUUCUCGAGUUAAAGAAGGUGUUUAUCCUUCACCUCAAGCGUUUCUCGAAGAUUUUCGCUGGAUCCCACAUAAUUGUAUCGUAUUUAACGGCGCUGAUUCUCCGCUUUCAUCAUCAGUUCGUCUGCUGGACCGUACAUGCUGUUGUGAGUUAACCCUAAUGCUAGCUUGCCCAACAUGCUAUUUUAAUCGUAUGGCAGCUAUUGAUGUUUUGCCAACAACAGAUAUUAAACUGCCUCCAUUGACAGAAAAUGAGCCUAUUUCCUACUUGGAAUCAGUUUCUAGGCGUACUGAUGUUGGUUGUAGUACUACUGAUAAUAGAUGGAUAAGUGAUUCAUCUUCAUCAAAAUUAGAUCCUUGGUGGUUUUGUAAAUUAUGCAAUGUUGUUCAUCCUCUUGUCUGGAUACGCCUGCAAAAGUUUCCACGUUGGCCGGCUAAAGUCAUUGCGCAUGAUGGUAGCCGUCUGUUAGUCUCAUAUUUUGGUGAUUAUGAUACGAAUACUGCACCGAUUGACUCAGCCACAUUGCAUUCAAGUGAUCAAUGUAAGCGGUUGUCUAAAUUGGAAGCAUCAAUUCAUUCUGCUAACAAUGGUACGAAUAUUGCAGGUGACGGCGACAGUAGAAUAGGCAACUAUUCGAAAGUAUCUGAAUCGUUUCCAUCUACUUCAGAUUCUCAGACUACCAAAACACUGCUAACAUGCGUUGACGAUCCAACUGUAAAAGCCAAUUACAUUAGAGCCGUCAAAGAAUUGAAUUAUCACUUGGCGUUGAUUUACAAACGUUAUCCACAGUUCAAAUUACCUCAGAGUCAGGUUAAAUAUUCUAGAGAACGUGCUAAAAAAUAUUAUGGACCAUUUAGUGGGAUUCUUUCUGCUUCUACUUCUUCGCUUGGGGUUUCUUCUGGUUCUCAUCAACCGCCUUCGACAAUGGAAAGGGCAGUUAAUACACACAAGAAUAAUAGUAAUCAUAAGGAAUCAAUGACAAUUGCUAAACUGUAUCCAACGUCUAAUUUCUAUCAUGAACCAGUAUUAGCACGUGUGGCAGCUAGUCUCUAUAACUCACCGAUUACAUCAUCUACUGCUGAUCAUUUAAUAGUCACUGAAGGUGAUCCUACUGACAAUAAAUUGAAACGAAAGUGUCCUGAUGUAGUGAAAACAAUGUCACCAUCAUUGUCGUCAUUAGCAUCGGCUGUGCAGUGCCAGUCUGGCGUCAAAUUUGACGAUAGUAGUAGAUGUAGGAAGAAGAAAAGAAAGGAGAAUUCUUCCUAUAAACCUAUUUCGUCAUUAGUAUCGAUAAGCGAAGCUAUUACAGUAACUGCUGUCAAUGAUGAUGACGAUGGUAAUGAUGUCACUAAUAAGAACAUGAGUACUGCUUACAAUGCUGAAUUACCUGACUAUUCACCAGAUGAAGUUAACUCUCAUCCAUUUUCAUUGUCAAAUGAAUUACGACGAAUAGUGGAUAAACUACCCUCGACAUCAGAUACGAAAAACAUUGUACAAAUGGCAUUUAAUGAUUUUCGAAGUUUAUUUUACAAUGCUUUGCAGAAAUUAGAGGAGAAGUGUGAUAUUAUUGCGGAAUCUACAAGUAAUAGGGAUAUCCAUCCAUGGAGUACCCCAGAACUUCCUCACCUACUUCCAAUAUGUUCAGAUGUUGCUGUUCAAACUGAUGAAAAUAAUGUUCCAUAUCACAAUAUUGAUCUAGACUCAACAUCACCAUCUUCUUCCUGUGUAGAUAAUUCCUUGAAAGCGUCUAAAGCAACGGAAUGUAAAACAGUUCAGACUGACGUUGAAUGUCUAAUGGAAGCAGAAAUUUUGCGUAUGGAACAAGAGAAUCAACGCUUAAAUGCUCUGCUGGCGUAUACACGUGCUGAGAUGACACUGGAGAUGCAUCGUCGAAUAGCUGAAUUACGCAGAGUUUGGAGUUAUGAACUAAUGACUGUUGUAGAGUCAGCGGGUAGAAUAUGGGAAGAAGAUGUUAUACAGAUUGUUGAUGCAGUGAAACGAUGUCAAUGGUGCGCUUAUUGUGGACGUAUAGCAUAUUACUAUUGUUGCUGGAAUACAUCGUAUUGCAAUAGGAAGUUGUUUCCUGUUGAACAAGCCACAAACGGAAUCAUUUUGUUAAUUUAUUUAUUUACUAUGUAA
Molecule: messenger RNA, 2724 nt
Organism: Heterobilharzia americana
Lineage: Eukaryota; Metazoa; Platyhelminthes; Trematoda; Strigeidida; Schistosomatidae
Source: the annotation of a GenBank genome assembly